Messenger RNA from Chelonia mydas (Green sea turtle), 7021 nucleotides. It is a transcript of the gene TAB3, whose product is annotated as TGF-beta activated kinase 1 (MAP3K7) binding protein 3. The record is from RefSeq and is a predicted model, not a curated record. Bases 649 to 2691 code for a protein of 680 amino acids. Gene Ontology annotation, cellular component: extracellular exosome. Lineage: Eukaryota; Metazoa; Chordata; Testudines; Cheloniidae. The transcript is spliced from 10 exons. Gene Ontology annotation, molecular function: ubiquitin binding.
GGGCCGGGCCCCUCCCCUUGUCGCCAGGCCCGCGGCCCGGAUCCCGGAAGCGCUUUACGGCCGCGCCCAGGGCUCCUCAGCCCCCCCCACCCCGCCCCCUGUUCUGAGCUCGCGCUGCCCGGAGACCAGUUUCCCACCCCCCGCCUCCGCGAGCGGACAGGGGGGACUCGCCCCCGCCAGACCCAGGAGGAGGGGGGCGUCCCGGCAGCCCCCGCCCCUCCCCCGCGAGAGCGAGGGGGAGCCGGGCAUGCUGCUGCUGCCGCCGCCGCCCCCCAGCGCACGAUGCUGCAAGUGAAUCGGCAGAGAUGCACUCCUGGAAAUAUGACUUCCUAAGAAGAUAUUAAGGGGAUUUAUUCUUUAUUUAAAGAUAGGAUAUUUUCACAAUAAUGAAGAGCUCCCUUGAUGGUGCAAGCUCCUGUACACGCGAGCUGACUUCAUGGAGGCUCCAUUUGAUGCAGGUAUUGGCAAAACUGUUGCAUUUUCUGACAGAUGCUUCAAUACAUCAAAACUAAAAAGUCAACCUUUCGUGAGAUGACUCUCUAAUAACAAUCACUGUAACAUUAAAAUGCCUGAAGCAUCAGAAGAUCAUAUCCACUGGAAGGCUUAUUGACUUCCAUUUUGAGAAUCCCAGAACAACAUCAGUCUGGCAUGGCGCAGGGUAAUCAGCAACUUGAUGUGCAGGUACUCCAUGACCUCCGGCAACGUUUCCCUGAGAUUCCAGAAGGGGUGGUGUCUCAGUGCAUGCUCCAGAACAACAACAACCUUGAAGCAUGUUGUCGAGUCCUUGCGCAGGAGAGCAACAAAUACUUAUACAUGGAGUACCAUAGCCCUGAUGACAGCAGAAUGAACAGGAAUCGCCUUUUGCACAUUAACCUGGGUAUUCAUCCCCCUACCAGCUACCAUGCAGGGGAAGGAGCUCAACUUAAUGGUGGUCGUACACUGGUACAUAGCUCAAGCGAUGGACAUAUUGAUCCACAAUGCACAGCAAGUAAACAGCUGAUCUGCUUAGUUCAAGAACCACACUCUGCUCCAGCUGUUGUGGCAGCUUCUUCUAAUUACAAUCCAUUUUUCAUGAAUGACCAGACUAGAAAUGCAGCUACUCCUCCUCCGCAACCACCUCAACAGCCAUCUUCCAUGCCACCAGGAAUGAACACAUCUGCUAUGCAAGGCCCUCAUCCUCCUACAUAUAUGCACAUACCUCGGUACAAUACAAAUCCUAUUACUGUUACAUUAUCACAAAACCUCCCCUCUGGACAAACAGUACCCAGAGCUUUACAAAUUCUUCCACAGAUUCCAAGCAAUCUUUAUGGGACUCCUGGUUCUAUAUAUAUUAGGCAGACGUCUCAAAGUUCUUCAGGACGACAGACUCCUCAGAAUGCACAGUGGCAUUCUUCUCCACAAGGCCCAGUUCCACAUUAUACUCCACGCCCGCUACCUGUUUAUCCACAUCAACAGAACUACCAACCUUCACAGUAUUCUCCUAAACAGCCCCAGAUCCCUCAGCCAGCUUAUCAAUCACCACCUGCAUCUCAGUGUCCUUCUCCUUUUGGCUCUCCUCAGCAUCAGGUACAGCCUACCCAGUUAGGUCAUCAGAGUUCACAUGUGUUUAUGCCUCCUAGUCCUUCAACUGUUCCACCCCAUCCAUAUCAACAAUCGCCCCAGAGUUAUCAAAAACAGGGUGGUCACUCAGUAUCUUAUCUCCCUUAUGGUGGACCUAGCUUAUCCAAAGGUUCUAUGAACAAGAUAGAAAUUACAGUUGAGCCACCACAAAGACCUGGGACUGCAAUGAAUAGAAGUCCUUCACCAAUAAAUAAUCAACCAUCUCAACGAAACCAGCACCCGCUGUAUGCAGCCACUACUCCACCUUCAGGCUCUCCUUCUAGAGGUAUGUCAGGUCAACCAAAACCACCAUUUAAUGUUAAUCCAUUAUAUAUUACCUACACACAACCAACUGGACCUACAGGUGCACUAACGCAGUCUCCCCGGGUAAUGGUAUCUCAGCCAAACUCAACAGUGUUUAAAAUCACAGUAGGUCGAGCGCAGACUGAGAAUCUUUUAAAUUUAGUGGACCAAGAGGAGCGUUCUGCAGCACCAGAACCUAUUCAGCCCAUUUCAGUAAUACCAGGAUCUGGAGGAGAAAAAGGAAUCCAUAAAUACCAGAGGAGUUCCAGUUCUGGAUCAGAUGACUACGCUUAUACUCAAGCCUUGCUAUUACAUCAGCGAGCAAGGAUGGAGAGGUUAGCAAAAGAACUGAAGCUUGAGAAAGAGGAACUUGAGCGGCUGAAAACUGAAGUCAAUAGCAUGGAGCACAAUCUUAUGCAGAGGCGACUUAGAAGAGUAAGCUGUACAACCUCAAUCCCAACACCUGAGGAAAUGACCAGACUGAGAAGCCUGAAUAGACAGCUCCAGAUAAAUGUUGACUGUACUCUGAAAGAAGUUGACCUCCUUCAGUCUAGAGGUAACUUUGAUCCGAAAGCCAUGAGCAACUUUUAUGAUAAUAUAGAGCCUGGUCCUGUUGUGCCACCAAAGCCAUGUAAAAAAGAGCAUCAACCCAGCUCCAAACAGACUCCACAGACUCAGCCAAGAGAUGAAGACUUUGAAGGGGCUCCAUGGAAUUGUGAUAGCUGCACCUUUCUGAACCACCCAGCGCUAAACCGCUGUGAGCAGUGUGAAAUGCCACAUUACACCUGACUCUGGAAAGGGUCUGCAUUAGGUUGAAAACAGGUUCUUGAGCCCACAGCCAUAGGAGAAGGAAACAUGGGGAACCUUUCAGUCCAUCUGCCAGGCCUUUGCCAGUCAACUAUUUUCAGAUUAUGAGGGGGGAGGAAAAGAUGUGAAACUGUUUCCACUUGUACUGCUCUAAAGAAUAAAUUUGGGGGGGCGGGUAGGGAAAUAUUCUUUUCUUAUGCCAUUGCAGUGAGCAAAGCAGAAAGGAUAGCCAAAACCAGAAAAGGAUUCACUCUUUGAAGAAUGUAUACAGGAAAACAGAUGAUUGCUGCAGUUUAAUCCUGUGGCUACAGUUACUGCUUAGUGGCUCUUAAUUUUUAAAUAUAGAACUUUUAGUAAUGAUGUGAAAUAUUACAGUUAUCCUGACAACCUGAAGCCAUAGCUGACCUACCUGGUCCCAGCUAGCUGGAAAACAAAGGCUCCCUGUGCUUCUGGAUUGUAAACUACUGAAAAAGAAGACAGGAAAAUGCAACUGUAAAUUUUACAACAUAUAGAAAACAGAGAGAAGGGUAUUUGUAAUCGCUGCUUUUUUUCAGGGUGAUUUAAAUCUACACAAAAAUUUGCUGUUUUGAGAUUGUGACUUCUGGUGCAAAAAUGAGGUACUGUAUGAGCCUUACAAAAAGUAGAAUCGGAGGUGAUUCUACAAUCCCUUUUGCUUGUAGAGUGCUCACCAAGCAGUGUCAACACUGGUAAUUAACUAAGAACUAAUUCUACCAUAUUACUGAUGAAGAGAGUGCUGCAUGCUUUUAUUUGGUCCUUGUGUGGUAAAGCUAAAAGUAAAUUAUGCUUUUAUAAAUAACGUUCUCCUAAGACUGCCCUGUAGCAGAACAGUGAACAUAUGCCAAAUGCCAGAACUAUUCCAAAUUCUGUUUGGAAGAUUUGAGCUCAGCCAUGAUUAUGUAUGAGAAGUGUUUGCACCCUGUUACUUAGGCCUUUUCUGCUUCCAAUUUUGUGAAGAAUUCUUGAUGUUUACAGCACAGAAGGUACUUUGUGCCCCAAUCCUGAUUUAGCUGAAAAAGAAUUAAUCAAUGUUAGCUCUUCAAUAAAGAUUUAUUUGCACAUUGUUAAUAAAUCAGCCUGUAUAAAAUAGCAGAUGGCAGAUCUGGAAAAGUUGCGUGCUGCAUUUUUUAAUUUUGGUCAGGAAAUGUUUGCAAUACCGUGAAGAAUACAAAACACUUGCAAACUAAAAACCAUGCAGGUACUUUUAUGCAUCUAAUGUAUUGUAUUAUAUUAAAUGAUCAGUUUUGUUUAAAUGCUUCAGUUUGCUGUACUAAAGCAGUCAUUAUUUGUGAAAUCAGAACUUCUGGAUUUGGGCAGCUGAAUGAUUAUGAUGUGAAAUUGUGAGACUGAUUUAGGAUGUUUUUCAUAUUGGUAAGAAGCUGGUACCAUGCAAUUGAAUUUUUACACUGUAACUUUGUUGUGUGAAAUCUAACAUUUUCACGGCAUUUGAAAGUUUUUGUUGUUUUUGCCUGUAUUGCCUUUCUGGUGUCUUCCCUCCAUGCAGUUUAAAAAGAUGAUAGCAAAAACUGCUGUCUUGUGUUUCAGAUCAGGAACUACCUUUUAUCUGGUAUGAUAUUGAAAUAUGUUCCUUCAAUCGUAAAAUCUUCAGCAUAACCUAAAAUCUAUUUAAUAAGUCUGCUUGAGAUCAAUUGAAGUGUGCAUCAUUAAUAAGCAAAAUGAAGUCAAAGGCAUCAGAGCUGAGAUUUCUUUUUAAGUUGAUGAUGAUUUUGCACUGUAUGAUGAGGAGCUCAUAUCUGAAAGAAAACAAAAAUCCCCGCUGUCCAGAUGAAGUUAAAAAUAAGAGUAAAUUUUUGUAAUUCUGUUUUGUAUAAAUGGAUAGUAUGGCAAAACUGAAGGGACAGUGUGGAAAACAGAUGAGCUGAAGUAUUUUACCGAAAACAUUUUUCUUCCUUGAGAGAUUAGCAACAUCAUUACCUGAUGAAUAUUCAGGUAUUCAAUACAAUACCAAUUCUGUCAUAGUUCUUCAGUGAUGAUGCCUUUUCUUUUGUAUGAUUUCAGUUUUCAGUCCUAUUUAUGUUGACUUUUUAACAGCUUUAGUUUCUGCUGGAAUAGCAAAAAUAACUAAAAUGAGUCAUCAGAUGAGAGUAACAGUAGCAUGCUGGAGAACAGUUGUGCCACUUUGUUUUAAGACAGUGUAGAUGCUGUUUAUAAAAAAAAAAAAAAAAAAUGCAUGCAACUCAUUAAUUCUGUGAGCUCUAAUAAUCCGAAAUGCAUGGUUUCUGGUGUUACAAAGACAUUCUAAUCUUAGUCAUAGCUGUCACCAGCUAGCAGAAGACAGAAAAGAGGCAACCUGUGAGGAGAUGCUGUUGGGAGGGUGAGAGAGAGUGCCAUCAAAUGGGCAAGUUGAUUUUAAGAGCAAAGCUGAGUUUUAUUUGAGCUUUUUUCAGUUCAUUUGUUGGUUGUACAAGAAAUAUUGAAAAUUUUAAAUUAAUGAACAAACAUUAGCAGUAAAAGAACGAUAUAUGGUACUUGAAUCUUUCGUUUGUUAGAACAUAAGUUAUAUUUAAAUAUUAGAUCAUUCAUUUUGCUUUUGGAAGCAGGCAACAUCUUCACACUCCAACUGAAAUGUAGACUAUGCCAAAAAAGGUUUCUUCGUGUAAUAUUUAUUUAAUGCACACAAAACCGUAAUGUCAGCUGGCAUAUAAAAUGCACUGUAUUGUAUAAAACUUUUGAGUGUAUAUGUGUGUGGAUGGCAGGAUGCUAAUGCCGUUGUGUUGUUAAUGCACUACUUAUUUUUAAUAACAAGCUUUCCCUCAACCAUGCUAUUAGACUAGUUCGGUUGGUAACUUACUUGGACUUUAGGUAUUCAAAAGGAUUUCACAAUUCAUCUAAAUUAACUUUUAUAAAAGCUUAUUUUAUAUUUAUCUAUUAGUAUCAAUUAUCCAUUCCUACAACCACAGUUUUUUAAAAGUUUUAGUCAGAGUGGGACUUGUGAACAAUAUUUCAGGGUAUAGCAAACCAAAAGAAAUCCUAAACUUGGCUAUGCUUCAAAUUUGAUGUAAUUAUCAACCUUGCUUGUUUGGGAGGGAGAAGGGCAAGUAGGGGCUAAGAAGAAAAUACUUUGUAAAAUAUAGUCUAAGGUCAGAUUGAGUUGUGCAUUUGUGUGUCUGUGGUACGUGUGUUUUCCCUUAAGAUGGGAGGUGUGAUGAGAAGGUGUAAUAAUUUUUAAAGAGCUGGGCUCAGUCUUAGUACUUCCUAAUCCUGUUUUCUUUAAAAGUAUAUUAUUGCUUGCUUUCAGUUACUGUAUCUAUCCCAGUUAUACUCUCAUUUCAAUUUUUCCAUGGCAACAUAUAUUGACAUUAAGAUUGAUUGUAAAAUCCUUUGAAACUGAAUUCAGAAAUAUUUAAGAGCUGAAAUUGGGACAAAACAAAAUGGGGAAAAAAAUAAAGAAUGUGAGACUAUCAAAUAAGUUAAAAAUGAAAUUGUCAUCUUGAUCCUUUUUAAUAUUCAUUGGUGUACCCAGGAAUGUGAAAAUGGCUUUCAUAGUUCAAGGUAGACUGAGAUACUUAACUGCUUCUCUGAGACUGUAAAAUUUACAUGCUAUGAUACUACUGUGACUCUCCACCCCAUAAAGAGAGAAGACAUGCACACAAACAAAGCGUCUUGUAGUCAAUAUUGCUUCUUGUGUUCUGCACCUAUUUUAUUUUCUUUCCAAAUGUUAACAUAAUUAUUUAAAGUUGGCCAUGAUUGAAACUUGCUGUAUUUUUUAGUUUGGGGCAUUCUCAUUGCUUGUCUAUAAAUAUUAAUACAGGUAGGUUUUUCUUGACUUGUUUGAAUAAUAAGAGGUCAUUGGAGUUAAUGCAAUAUUAUAAUUUUGGAUUUUCAAGACCUUAAAGAAUUUUUUAAAACUCUGUUCUUGAAAUUUAUUUAUUUAUGGUGGCGCCGAUGUAUCUAAUCCAUAUUUCCUGCUGUGUGAAACCCUGUUAAAUUUUUUCAUUAAAACAGCAAGACUAGAUCUUGUUAAAUCCUGUAAAUACGAUGUCUCUAGAUUUUAGAUGUAUAUGCUGUGAAUGAGAUUAUUACCAAGAGAUGAAAUUGUACAAAAGCAUUAAGAGGCUAUGCAUGUGUGGUAUCUCCAGAAAAUGCAUACUCGGAAAGUUGCAGAUUUCUGCAAAAAUAAAUUAAUAAACUAAGAAAACAUCACAUCCUGCAUUUGUUCUCAUGUGUAGUAGAAGACAUUUCCAAAAUACCAAAUUUUCUUGCUUUGACAACUAAACAUGUUUCUGUGUUAAAAUGUAGCAUUCUCCAUAAACCCAUAACUAUAUCAAACUUU